Saccharomyces cerevisiae S288C is the source of this 714-nucleotide messenger RNA. RefSeq names its product Pfs1p (gene PFS1). Bases 1 to 714 code for a protein of 237 amino acids. The transcript has a single exon. NCBI's taxonomy places the organism in Eukaryota, Fungi, Ascomycota, Saccharomycetes, Saccharomycetales, Saccharomycetaceae. The record is from RefSeq and is marked reviewed. Gene Ontology annotation, cellular component: nucleus; spindle pole body.
AUGAAUCAAGGUUACACACAGCUUUCCGCACCGGAACUGAAGGAGACUAAAACAUCGAAGCUAAAUAAAAUGAACAACUUUCGAAGCUCUCCGAUUGCUGAGAUAAUUAAUAAGAUACCACCAGAUUGCGGGAAGAUACAGAAUACAACAUUUCCUGAGUUCAAUCCAGCGUUAAGAAGACGACAACACGAACAGUGGCCUGCAUACGAAAAACCAAUAAGAGUUACUGACAGUAUGUCACCACAGCUUUCUUCAAUCAAUUGUUUGCCAAAUUUGUAUCCCCACGGUACGCUACCAUUACCAAACCCUUAUUUAUCCUAUUUAAAUCACAUUGAAAAAGUUAAUUGCCAAGAUGUCAAGUUUAGUAACUGGAGUGUUUUACAUAAUUCGAAUAAUGGAUUUGAAAUUCCGACAUAUUUCAGUCCACGGACAACACAAAACAUGCCUUGUUCCGAAAAAGUUGAAAGCUGGCUUGAAAGAUUACCAAUUUUUGUGGGGUUCGACGGUUAUUUAUUUACAAACUGCUUUGAUUAUGAAUAUAUGUUGGAUUGGGAAGAGACAGAAUUUACAUUCGAGAAAACAUCAUGUAUGGAGACGGAUUAUUCUAAAGCUUUAACCGAUACUGAUAUUAUAUAUAUUCAAGAGAAAAAAAUUGAAGCGUUGAUAAGAAACCAAUAUCUGAAGGAGUAUGAAUUUUCUCAAAAAGAUUUUUGA